GUCACGCAGGGAAAGAAUUCACUCACUGGUUAACUGAUGCUGAAUUCAACUCUGCUCAUGUCCAUGUCUUGAUCAAUUGCAGUGAAGUAAAGCCGUACCUUGACUCAUUUGUUGUGGCUGAGCAAGUCGCAGAAGGAAAUACUUCUGCUAGAAUACACUCAGAGUUUCCGCAUUGGUUUAGAAAUCAGGUUUUUAAUCAGGCAUUAACUCCCACGGUUCAAGAGUUAAGACAUCUCUCCAAUUGGCCAAUGAGAUGUGUCAAAGAAUGGCACACUUACUUCAUCAAUGGUUACAAAUUCCAUACACAUGAAUGGUCUAAAGGAAAGAAAACAUCAAAUUGUGGUGUGUAUGUCAAGGGCCUAACAGAGGGGUCUUAUGAUGAUUUCUACGGCAUCAUUCAUAAAAUAUAUGAGUUAGAGUACAACAGCACUACUUCUCCAAACAGAGUGGUACUCUUCUAUUGUGAAUGGUUUGAUCCUUCUAGAGCUGGUACUAGAGUCGAUCCACGCUUUAAUAUUGUCGAACUGAACCAGAGAUUAAGAUAUGGGCCUUUUGAUCCUUUCAUUCUACCAUCUAAUGUGAGACAGGUUUAUUAUGUGCCAUAUCCACCAUUUCGCAAUAUUGACAAGCGUGGUUGGGCCGUAGCAAUACAAACGAAGCCUAGAGGUCGCAUAGACUCAAAUGAAGUUGAGGAAGAUGUAGCCUACCAACUUGACCAAAUGUCACAACCACGAGAAAUUAUCGAAGUUGAACGUAUAACCGCAUUGGUCGACCCUGAUGGUGAUGGAGAUGAAUUAGAAGCAACAGUACAAGGUGAUGAAGAACAAGAGGAAGAAGAAGAAGAAGAACAAGAAGAAGAGGAAGAAGAUGAAGAAGAACAAGAAGAAGAAGAAGAUGAUGAUGAUGACGAUGAAGAAGAAGAACAAGCAGAAGAAGACGAUGAUGAAGAUGAAGAUGAAGAUGAAGAUGAUGAUCAUGAUGACGAUGAUUGAAUGUUGAACAUCUAUUGUAGCAAAUUGGACUAUCAUUUCAUUACCAUUAUCUAAAAUACCAUCUUUAAGUUGUAUGCAAUUACUUGUACAUUGACUUUGAAAACAAU
This is a messenger RNA of Vigna angularis (adzuki bean), 1099 nucleotides long. RefSeq lists its product as uncharacterized. The record is from RefSeq and is a predicted model, not a curated record. Lineage: Eukaryota; Viridiplantae; Streptophyta; Magnoliopsida; Fabales; Fabaceae. Bases 249 to 992 code for a protein of 247 amino acids. The transcript is spliced from 3 exons.